Messenger RNA from Galeopterus variegatus (Sunda flying lemur), 554 nucleotides. RefSeq names its product suppression of tumorigenicity 18 protein-like. NCBI's taxonomy places the organism in Eukaryota, Metazoa, Chordata, Mammalia, Dermoptera, Cynocephalidae. The transcript has 3 exons. The record is from RefSeq and is a predicted model, not a curated record. Gene Ontology annotation, molecular function: RNA polymerase II cis-regulatory region sequence-specific DNA binding; DNA-binding transcription factor activity, RNA polymerase II-specific. The annotation marks the transcript as partial. Gene Ontology annotation, cellular component: nucleus. Gene Ontology annotation, biological process: regulation of transcription by RNA polymerase II.
AGACUCAUUCUGGUGGCUGUGUUGAGGAAGGGCCGAGAAGAGAUUGCAGGGGGUCAAAGGCAGACACAGGGCCACUAUGAGAAGGUGACACAGUCACACUGGUGGCUGGCCCAGGUGGCAGCAGUGCAGAUCACGUCUAUGGAGAGCAACUUGAAGACCAUAGAGGAGGAGAACAAGCUCAUAGAACAGAACAACGAGAGUCUGCUGAAGGAGCUGGCCGGCCUGAGCCAGGCCCUCAUCUCCAGCCUCGCCGACAUUCAGCUUCCGCAGAUGGGACCUAUCAGUGAGCAGAAUUUUGAAGCAUAUGUAAAUACACUCACAGACAUGUACAGCAACCUGGAACGGGACUAUUCCCCGGAAUGCAAAGCUCUCCUGGAAAGUAUCAAGCAGGCAGUGAAGGGCAUCCACGUGUAGGAAGCAGCGCUGCCGGGCACCAGGAAUCGGCAACAGCAGUAAACUCCGGAUGGACCUGUGAGGGGUUCACACGCUGCUGAGGCGUAGAGGAGGCCGUGCUGCAUUUACAAUUGCAACGUUGCACUAAUUUCCCCAGCUGA